AUGGAAGCCAAGUUGGCCCCAGUUGCAUAUCCUGGGACGCCCAGAUCGCCAAAUUCCCACGAAAGCAACGUCACAUAUUUCAAUGGUAUCAAACUUCUUUCCGAUGAAGGACGCCGAUGGAUUGAGGGCCAGGUGGGAGAGGAAGUUAGUCGUGAAAGACUAAGCGCGCUUGAGCUUCCAUGGACGAACCCACGUCGACUAUACGAGGACGUCACCAUGCCAUCCAACUGUGCUCCGGAUCAGCCAAGGCGGAGUAUCCUUGAAAUGUACGUUAUGCGAUAUACAUCGUCAUUUCAGAGCCUGGUGUUCCCCGUCAUCAGCAAGUCGCUCUUCACGAAGACACUAGAUCUCGCAUACGGCCCCUUCCAUGUUUUUGGCUAUGCUAGCGCCAAGUCUUGUGCCUACUCAUUUCUCUCACUCAUAACCUUAUUUGGUUUCGAUGAUGAUGACGCACAGAGAGCAGUGGAUUGCGGUUCCUAUGCUUCCGCUGCUCAGAGGCUAGUACCGCAUAUCAUCCAAGAGAUGACAGUUGAUGGACUGCAAUCACUCAUUAUGCUUGCCCAAUUUCAAUACUUUCUAGGUGACCUCCAACCAGCUGGAGUCUCCGUCUCAAUUGCCACCCGUCUCAUUUAUAUGCUGGGUGCCCAUAGACACCCGACUGAUAAAAGCUCAGCUGCCUAUUUGCCUCCAUAUGAUAAGGGUGACCUCAACUGCCAUUUGCGAGACCUUUUCUGGCUAUGCUAUUCCUUCGACAAAGAUAUUUGUCUAAGGAUGGGACAGCCCCCAUCUAUCGAUGACACGCAAUGUGACCUUUCACUACCAGCGGAUUAUGUGCGGCUGCAGAACACUAAUAUACGGCGAGACACCAUGAAGCCCGAUAGUUCUACGCAACCUCUUUUCCCUUGGGAUAUUCGUCUAUCAAAGAUGAAGUCGGAAGCGUACCAUACACUUUAUUCAGCCAGCGCACGUUUAAAAAGUGAUUCCGAAAUACUUUCGAGCAUUCGGCACCUCGAUGCGGCGUUGGAGCAGUGGAGGCUAUCUCUGCAUCCAGAUAUUCGACCGAUCUUAUGUUUCUGGCAAGAUAUGCCGCCCAAAGCGACCGUGAACACUCAGGAAGUGAUGCUGCGACUCGCAUACUACCACUGUGUGAUCAUCAUUCACGAAGCAAGCGAUAGGUGCAAACUAUCAAAAGCAGACUCUGGCAUUGGAGUUGAGGGAAUAAGUUCUAGCAUCAACCUUUCCAUUACUGCCAGUCGGUCAUCACUCUCUCUCCUCCAGGCCACUCUACCUAUACUGAAGGGGGAAUGUUUCUGUUAUCACGACGCGAAAAUCCUCUCUGAUGUUCCCACCCUGAUGCGCAAGAUUCCAAUUCGGUAUCUCACGCCUGCCGAAAUCAUUCACCUAAAGUUCCUUGAUGGAUUCACGACGGAACUUGCAAGGCUGGGGAUGUGUGCCAUCUACAAAGCGCAGGAAAAGGUACAUGCCUCAAGGGACGUGCGCAUGUUCAGCUAG
Messenger RNA from Penicillium argentinense, 1512 nucleotides. Its product is annotated as transcription factor domain-containing protein. Gene Ontology annotation, biological process: DNA-templated transcription. Lineage: Eukaryota; Fungi; Ascomycota; Eurotiomycetes; Eurotiales; Aspergillaceae. The transcript has 4 exons. The record is from RefSeq and is a predicted model, not a curated record. Bases 1 to 1512 code for a protein of 503 amino acids. Gene Ontology annotation, molecular function: DNA binding; zinc ion binding.